Gongylonema pulchrum is the source of this 432-nucleotide messenger RNA. NCBI's taxonomy places the organism in Eukaryota, Metazoa, Nematoda, Chromadorea, Rhabditida, Gongylonematidae. The record is from the annotation of a GenBank genome assembly.
UUGUGUGAUGAGUUUGAUGUUAUUUUCAGAAAUCCAUGGUUAUUUCAGAUAGAUCCAACGGCAAAAAUUGGGCCCAAUGUAAGUGUUGGCGCGAAAGCGCGAAUUGCAGCCGGUGUGCGAGUGCGGGAAAGUAUUGUGUUAGCUGAAGCGAUAAUCAACGAACAUGCGUGCGUGUUGCAUUCAGUAAUUGGAUGGCGCAGUGUUGUUGGUGCAUGGGCACGCGUGGAAGGAACACCUGUUUCACCCAAUCCGAACAUUCCUUUUGCUAAACUCGAUAAUAAACCAUUGUUCAAUAUUGAUGGCCGACUAAAUCCAUCACUGACAAUUCUUGGAUCAGAUGUCCACGUUCCGGCGGAAACAGUCAUUUUGAACUCCAUCGUUCUUCCGUACAAAGAGCUGACAGCCAGUUACAAGAAUCAAAUUAUAUUGUAG